This is a messenger RNA of Racocetra fulgida, 437 nucleotides long. The record is from the annotation of a GenBank genome assembly. NCBI's taxonomy places the organism in Eukaryota, Fungi, Glomeromycota, Glomeromycetes, Diversisporales, Gigasporaceae.
AUGAAGAAUUCAUCCCACAUGACAAAUUGGACGACAAGUUGGACGGUAAGUUGGACGACAAGUUGGACGACAAGUUUGAUGAUAAGUUGGACGACAAGUUUGAUGAUAAAUUUGACGACAAGUUUGAUGAUAAGUUGGAUGAUAAGUUGGAUGACAAGUUGGAUGAUAAGUUGGAUGACAAGUUGGAUGAUAAGUUGGAUGACAAGUUAGACGACAAGUUGGAAGAGGGAAUAUUAUUUGAUAAAUCAUUUGAUAAAAGAUCGGAUAAACCCCUACUUUCUCAGAUUAGACUUGGUAUGAGUUUUACAAUGGGCGGAAAAAUUAUCAGAUCUUCCAAACUUUUUACCACAUCCAGGGUAGUUGCAGGAGUUGGAGCAUGUAAGGAGAAAACGGGCAUCAUCCAAUUGUUAAUGAUCGGCUUAGUAUCUCGUGAUUGA